Molecule: messenger RNA, 426 nt
Organism: Erigeron canadensis
Lineage: Eukaryota; Viridiplantae; Streptophyta; Magnoliopsida; Asterales; Asteraceae
Exons: 2
Coding region: 1-426 (141 amino acids)
Source: RefSeq, a predicted model, not a curated record
AUGAUUUUUUUGAGCAACAAGCAAGCCAAAGUCGCGGCCCUAGAAACCCGCUUUGUCAAUCUGACGCUUGCUGCCUGUAACUCGGUGGAAGAUUAUUGUCAACAGCUCAAAGAUUUGGCCAACCAACUAGUUGAUGUUGAUCAACCUGUUCCCGAGCAGCAUCUUGUAUUACAACUUGUUCGAGUUCUUGUCACUCCUGCCGCUCCUGCCCUUACUCCAAUCCAACAGCAGUCCACUCCUUCUGAUCCGAACAGCAGCAACACCUCUCAACAGCCACAGUCGCAAUACCGGGGCAGAGGUAGGGGUUGCGGGCAGCAAUACUGGGGCCGAAGACAUGGACGUGGGAACCGAAACUUUCAAUCUAGUUGGGUGUUUCAGAAUAACUCCUACCCCCAAUCGCCUAUUGUAGAUGCAGAUUCGUUGUGA